AUGGCUUCCCGUGUGAGUCGCAGGUCUCGAGCGCUCGACUCUGACGAUGAGGACUCGCGACCAAAUACACCCUCAUCAACCGCGCCAAACGAUAGCAAGCGACAACGCCAAAGAUAUGCACAUUCCCCGGAAGACGAUGACGAAGACGAUGAGGUUCCCUCUGAUAUGAGCGCUACGCCGAACAUUACACUGAAGCCCUUACAUCGUCGAAAUCGACCUAAUGAUGUUCAGAGUGACUCUUCAGGCCGGCAAAGUCGGCAUCAGCCGGGGGCUAUUGUUCGUGUCAAAUUGAUCAACUUUGUCACCUACACUUCUGCAGAAUUCUAUCCUGGACCCAAUUUGAACAUGGUCAUAGGACCAAAUGGCACAGGAAAGAGCACUCUAGUGUGCGCAAUUUGUCUUGGGCUUGGGUGGCCGCCCUCGUACCUUGGACGCGCCAAAGAUCCGGUCGAAUUCAUCAAGCACGGAUGUCGAGAAGCAUCUAUUGAGAUCGAACUCCAGCGAUCUGCCGACUCACCUGAAAACCCUAUCAUUACCAGAGUUAUCAAAAGAGAAGGGAGCAAAUACACCGUCAAUGGAAAUGCUACCAGUGGCCGACAAGUUCAAAAAUUGGCGAAUUCCUUCAACAUCCAAAUCGACAAUCUCUGUCAAUUCCUGCCACAGGAUAAAGUGGUGGAAUUCGCACAGAUGAGUCCGAUCGAACUCCUCGCGAGUACCCAACGAGCUGUAGCAGGUCCUGAGAUGACGUCGAUGCACGACGACCUCAAACGAUUACGCAGUGUCCAGAGCGAGACACUCAACAAAUCCAAAGCAGAAAAAGAGCGACUGGCCAAUCUCGAAAAUCGACAAGAACUGCAACGAACGGAAGUUGAGAGGAUGCGUGAACGAGCAUUGGUCAAAAAGAGACUGGAAUGGAUGGAGAAAUGCAGACCCCUCGUAGAGUACGCCGAGUGCAGGGUCAAAUACAAAGAGGCCAAGCAGAAGGCGAAAACAAUGACUCAGGAACUGAAACGUCUAAAGGCUAUUUCUGCCCCCACUUUGAAAGACCUCGAAGCAAAGAGAAAAUACGAAAGAGAUGUCAGGUCCUUGAAGGAGAAGCGGAAGAAAGAUCUGGCGGUGAGUGAAAGAAAGUGUGAGGAAGCAGCAAAGAAGAUCGCCGAGACGCAAAGCACUGUCGACGAUUACAAGAACAGACUGGAGGCCGAGAGAAAAGUUCCCGGCGAGAAGAAGGUGGAGAUCAGCCGCAAUAUGAAGGCGAUCGCAGAGUUUAGACAACAGAAGGAACAGGUGCCACCAGCAUUUGACGCUCGUGCCAUGACCGACGAAAUCCUGCAAGUGAAGAACCGACAGAGAGCCGUGGAGACUCAGAAACUCGAACUGAGUGAGCGCAAAGAUGUUCUCAAGACACAAGGACUGGAGGCCAGGUCACGACGUGAGGCACUAGAAAAGACCCUUCGUGAUAUGCAGACAGAAGCUGGAAAGCAGGAAUUGAAACUCAAAGAAACUUCAAAAGAUACCUUCAAAGCUUGGGAAUGGAUCCAACAGAACCGCGAGGAAUUCAGCGCGCACGUGUAUGGUCCUCCCAUCGUGGAAUGUUCGCUCAAAGACCCCGCAAUGGCUGAUGCUGUCGAGUCUCUCCUUCAGCAGAAUGAUUUCAAGAUCAUCACCGUUCAGAAUAAGGACGAUUUCAGGAAGCUGCAAGACAAGCUUUCAAAAGGCCUGAAACUACACGACGUCAGUCUCCGGGUCUGCCCUCCUGCUAACUCUCAACAGCAAGCCCAUCGUCCCUUGAAUCCAGAAGAGAUGGCGAAGUUUGGCUUGACUAGCUGGGCGAUCGAUCACCUACAAGGCCCUGCCCCUGUCCUGGCGAUGCUAUGCGCGGAGAGAAACCUCCAACGCGCCGCAAUGAGCUCUACAGAACUUAGUCAACAACAGCAUGACCAGCUCGCCGCAACCUCAAUAGCCAGCUACGUGGCCGGGCGAAAACUCUACCAAUUCAUGCGCCGAGCUGAAUAUGGCACUGCAGGAACCUCGUCUCGUGUAGGAGAUCUUCGUGUCGCCAAAAUGUGGACAGAUCAACCGGUGGAUAUGGGAAGACAGGCGGCGAUUCAACGACAGAUGAAUGAAGUUUCAGGAGAAGGAAAACUCCUGUCGACCGAAUUCCACAACCUCAAGGCAGAGAUUGUCCGACUUGAUGAGCAAAUAAAAUUGCUAGCAGCGGAAGAAUCAGCCAAGCGAUCGGAAAAAGAUACAAAGCAAGCUGCCCACGCAGCUUACAAAAAGCUUGACGCACAGAUUGCGGAAAAAGAAGACAAGAUAAGGAUCGCGGAGAAGGCAUUGGCCGAGUCCAAAGAGCUUAUGAAGCGACUGAACGACGGAUUGGCCAAUGCAAUGGUAGAAAAGACGAACGCAGUCCUUGCUUUCGCCUCUGCUGUAGGAGUUGUCAAAACCAAAUCGUCUGCACUGCUCGAGGCUGAAGUAUUACACGUCGAAGCCAGUUCCGACUUUACAUACUUGACCAGCCAGAAUGAGCAGAUUGUCCUUGCGAUCAGAGAGAAGGAGAGAGAAGUGGCCGACGCAGAAAAGGUUCAUGAAACACAUCAUGAGCGAGCGAGAGCCCUUUAUUCCGCUUGUCAAGGCAUACAGGCCGAAGCUCAACAGCUCCAGCAAGAUGAAGAUGACAACGGGUUCAUGGAAUUGAUACAACAUAUGGCCGAUCAAGUUAAGACUCUCGAAGCUCUGGAGGCUGAAAUCGAUGCCGAGAAAGCCAAACUCGAAUUGACCGAGGGUGGCAGUACGAAUGUCAUCAGGGAAUAUGAGGACCGAGCGAAGUUGAUUGAAAGACUAAGAGCCAAACUCAUAGACGAUGCACAACAGCAAGCUGAUCUCAAGCACGGUAUCCAAGAGAUUCGUGGCAAAUGGGAAGAACGUCUGGAGGCUGUAGUUGCCAAGAUCAACGAAGCAUUCUCCGACUCUUUUGCGAGAAUCGGCUGUGCCGGUCAGGUUGCUGUCUACAAGGCAUCUUCCGAAAUGCCUGCCGACUGUACGGAAGAGAACGGGGGCGCUGACAACGGACUCGAUUUUGCGAAUUGGGCUAUUCACAUCAGUGUCAAAUUCCGCGAGCAAGAGCCGCUCAGUCUACUUGAUAGUCAUCGACAAUCUGGUGGAGAAAGGGCGGUCAGUACGAUAUUCUAUCUCAUGGCCAUGCAAAGUUUGAGUCAAGCUCCUUUCCGAGUCGUCGAUGAGAUCAACCAGGGUAUGGAUCCAAGAAACGAGCGUAUGGUACAUGGCCGGAUGGUGGACAUUGCAGCAGACGAUGGUGGUAGUCAAUAUUUCCUGAUCACUCCCAAAUUGUUGAGUGGUCUGAAAUACAGACGAGGCAUGACGGUGUUGUGCAUUGUCAGUGGUGAGAACAUGCCAUCAGCACGCGUACAAAAUGAGAAGGGUGGAUGGAUCGAUGGCCCCAAGGUUGAUUUCAGAUCAUUUUUACAAAAGGCCCAAAACCUUGGGCACAGAGGAGCCGCUCCAAAUGAUCGAAGGGUUGAUUCUGGAGUUGGCUUGAGAGGCUUCGAAACCACGAGUCGGUUUACACCGGUUGGGGCAUGAUGAGAGCAAACAAUAGGUUGCAGAGUUGAAGAUGACAAGUUAUGGAUUGGGAUGAUGAUGAUCAUCAUGACGACGAUGGUCCGAGUUGGGUUCUUGAGGUACUACAGUAUACGAUUAGUAUCAAG
Messenger RNA from Exophiala oligosperma, 3731 nucleotides. RefSeq lists its product as uncharacterized. Gene Ontology annotation, molecular function: ATP hydrolysis activity; ATP binding. The transcript is spliced from 2 exons. Gene Ontology annotation, cellular component: Smc5-Smc6 complex. NCBI's taxonomy places the organism in Eukaryota, Fungi, Ascomycota, Eurotiomycetes, Chaetothyriales, Herpotrichiellaceae. The record is from RefSeq and is a predicted model, not a curated record. Gene Ontology annotation, biological process: double-strand break repair via homologous recombination. Bases 1 to 3606 code for a protein of 1201 amino acids.